CCUCCUGAAACGUUCCAAACUGCAGCCUGCUGAGAAGCCACCCGGCUGCUGCUUACAUCCAAGUUACACAGUUUGCUGUAAGGUCUCCUGUUUUCCCUUUUAGUUUUUGCAGAUUUGCAACAUGGGGCUAAUGUCAGGAAAUCUGCUGGUCAGCGUGGACCCUUCUUCUCCUCUGUUCAUUGCCACUGUUGCUCUCUGUCUUCUCGCCCUGGUCCUGGUGGUCCUCAGGAUCCAACAGAGCCAGUUGGACCAAACAAAGUUCCCCGCUCCUCCAGGCCCCACACCCUGGCCCCUUGUGGGCAAUCUGCUCCAGCUGGGGGACCAGAUGCACCUUUCUCUGACUCACUUUGGGCUCCAGUAUGGUGAUGUUUUCCAGCUGCAUUUGGGCUCCUUAAGGGUUGUGGUUCUUGGUGGGUUCUCAACCACCAGGCAGGCGCUGGUUCGACAGGGAGAUGACUUUGCUGGACGACCUGAGCUUUUCACAUUUUCUGCUGUGGCUGAUGGGAACAGCAUGACCUUCAGUGAGAAGUAUGGCCCUGCGUGGCUGCUCCACAAGAAGCUGUGUAAGAACGCCCUCAGGUCCUUCUCCCAGGCAGAGCCCAGGGGAUCCGGGGCCACCUGCCUCCUGGAGGAGCACAUCUGCGCCGAAGCCACUGAGAUGGUGGAGGUGAUCCGGGCUAAAGCUGUAAAAGACUCAGAUACAAUGGGCAUAGAUCCAUCAAUCUCUUUAGUCACCUGUGUGGCAAAUGUAGUGUGCGCCUUGUGUUUUGGGAGAAGAUACAGCCACGACGACGAGGAGUUUCUCACUAUUGUCAACAUCAACAACGUGGUCCUGAAGCUCUUUGCUGCAGGAAACUUGGCUGAUUUCUUCCCUGUGUUCCGGUACCUGCCGAGUCCAUCUCUGAGAAAACUGGUCCAGUACAUUCACAGGAUUAAUGGAUUUAUGGAGCAGAGGAUUGAGGAGCACAUCAACACCUUUGAUAAGAACCACAUCCGGGACAUCACCGAUGCUCUGAUUGCACUUUGUGAGGGCCGAGAAGAAAAUAAAGAAACGUCUCUGCUCUCCAACUCUCAGAUCAUUCACACCGUCAUAGACAUCUUCGGUGCAGGUUUUGACACCAUCUUUGCUGGGCUACAGUGGAGCCUGUUGUACCUCAUCAAGUUUCCUGACAUCCAGGAUAAAAUACACCAGGAGAUAGAUGACCACAUUGGCUCAGCCAGGCUGCCCAGGUUUGCAGAUAAGCCCAAUAUGCCAUUCACUGUAGCGUUCAUACACGAGGUGUUUCGUCACUCUUCAUAUAUUCCUUUCACCAUACCUCACUGCACCACCAGAGACACCUUCCUAAAUGGAUAUUUCAUCCCCAAGGACACAUGUGUUUUCAUCAAUCAGUACCAGGUUAAUCAUGACAUGGAUCUUUGGGGUGAUCCGGAGAAGUUCCGCCCCGACCGUUUCUUAGGUCCGUCUGGGCAGCUGAACAAGGAGCUGAUGGAGAAGGUCCUGAUCUUUGGUGUGGGGAAGAGGCGAUGUGUUGGUGAUGUGUUUGCACGUUUGGAGAUGUUUGUCUUUCUCACUACGCUGCUUCACGGGUUGAGGAUUGAAAACGUUGCCGGGCAGAAGUUGGAUCUCGGUGCAGACUUUGGUCUGACUAUGAAACCACGACCGUACAGGAUUGCAGUCUCCUCCAGGUUUUAGGCCCACUGAACUGGACUAGAGGUUUCUGUUUUCCUGACAAACUGGGAAAGAACCAUGGUUGUGAGUUUGAUAAAGAUGGCCAAGGGUGAACUUUGAAUGAGGUCCAGUUUUACCAAAUUAAAACUGAAUGUAGGCUGAAAACAGUCCCUCAUUAAGGGCCUUUAUCUGGACCUUUUUAUUUACAGUUAGACACUGAAAGAGGGAAAUAAGUCUUUGCAACAUGAUGAUUGGUGCCUCAGGCCUGAAACUGUUUAUUAUAACUUUAUCACAGUUGAGCUAUUAUCUCCUUUGUUUCCUCCUAUCUCUUGUUGAUUUGUGUCUUUCGGGCCAAAGGCCACAGUGCCUCUGUGUUAUUUUAUCAUUUGUUUAUUUCUAUUUGUUUUUUGCAGCGGUGUCUCAUUGUGAAAACCACCCACUGUCAUCUUAAUGUGGGUGAAGGUUAUGCUAAAUAUUCCUUCCUCUGUGCUUCCUCACUGGCUUUGUUAGGACACAUAAACAACAUACAGUAAAUGUAGCCUUGGGUCUUUUGGAACAUCCUUUUCCUGGCUCACUAUUCUCUUGGCCUCCAAAACACCCAGAUUAGAAGCAAUCCCAGAUAUAAAUGUGAAAUAAGGCAGCUCUGUUUCACAAUUAGAAAAGUCUGGAAGACAGGAGUUUGAUUGAGUUAUCCAGAAAAUCAAAUUCCUUAAAUGAAAAACAAACAUUUAGUCAGGACUGUGAACUGUGUUUUAUUUUCCAGCAGAGUCCAGCUAGGAAAAAAAUAUUUCAUGAUUGUAGAAAUAUUUGAAACAGUAGUGUCAGACUUAUAUUAGUUUAUUUAUCAUGAAAUUACAAAUAAAUCUUAUACAUUUUGAGUCAUUACAUAUAUUUACGAAAUCACUGUUUGUUUCCUUUAGGAAACCUUUUAAAUUAACAAAGCACUAAUUAUUACUAAUUAUUGUUUGUUGUGUGUCAUUUACCUGUUGUUUCUUCUUAAAUAAUGUGAAAUAAAGUCAAGUAACUCAGUUGUACAGAAGAUUCUUGUGAAAUGAUCUACAAAAAUAUACUGUGUUUAAAUCUGUCUAAAUAAACAUUACAUUUAAAAGGGACUGA
Molecule: messenger RNA, 2785 nt
Organism: Austrofundulus limnaeus
Lineage: Eukaryota; Metazoa; Chordata; Actinopteri; Cyprinodontiformes; Rivulidae
Gene: cyp1d1
Product: cytochrome P450, family 1, subfamily D, polypeptide 1
Exons: 8
Coding region: 122-1693 (523 amino acids)
Biological process (GO): hormone biosynthetic process; progesterone metabolic process
Molecular function (GO): heme binding; steroid 17-alpha-monooxygenase activity; iron ion binding
Source: RefSeq, a predicted model, not a curated record